UUGAUUUUCGUCCCUCUCGUUCUCGGUGUUGUUGUUCUCAGUGACGCGACGGAGGUGUAGCCUGACGCGGUCUCUUACGUGUCGGCCUGAAUAAAAGUGGAGCUCCGAGGGCCCGGGAGUGACCGAGGGAGUCUGUUUCGCUAAGUCGAUGACCAUGGAGUCGGGAGCAGAGGUUCAUCAGGGAGGAGACACGGCAGUGUCAGAGAUAGACAGCCAACAGAUCUCCCAGGCACAGAUAGCCACCCUGGCACAGCAGGAUUAUGUUUAUGCUUUGCAGGUUUCCAUGGCAGCAGGUCACGCCACAUCCAGCGGUCCUACGGUCACCCUGGUGCAGCUGCCCAAUGGCCAGACGGUCCAGGUUCACGGCGUCAUCCAGGCCGCUCAGCCCUCUGUCAUACAGUCACCACAGGUCCAGACUGUUCAGAUCUCCACCCUAGCAGAGAGUGAAGACUCUCAAGAGUCAGUGGACAGUGUGACUGACUCUCAGAAACGCAGAGAGAUCCUCUCACGACGCCCCUCAUAUAGGAAGAUCCUGAAUGACCUGUCAUCAGGUGACACCCCAGGGGUUCCCAGGAUCGAGGAAGAGAAAUCGGAGGAGGACACAGCGCCCGCCAUCACCACGGUUACCAUGCCCACAUCAUGCCCCAUCUACCAGACCAGCAGUGGCCAGUACAUCGCCAUCACCCAGGGCGGGGCAAUCCAGCUGGCCAAUAACGGAACAGACGGGAUCCAGGGACUCCAGACCCUGACUAUGACCAAUGCUGCGGCCGCCCAGCAGGGCACCACCAUCCUGCAGUACGCUCAGACCUCGGACGGCCAGCAGAUCCUGGUGCCAAGCAACCAGGUGGUAGUGCAAGCUGCGUCAGGAGAUGUGCAGGCCUACCAGAUCCGCACGGCCCCCACUAGCACCAUCGCCCCUGGGGUGGUCAUGGCCUCCUCCCCUGCCCUGUCUGGCCAGGGGGGCCCAGAGGUAGAAGUUACCCGCAAGAGAGAGGUCAGACUCAUGAAGAACAGAGAGGCGGCCCGCGAGUGUCGCAGGAAGAAGAAGGAGUAUGUCAAGUGUCUUGAGAACCGCGUGGCCGUGCUGGAAAACCAGAACAAAACCCUCAUAGAGGAACUGAAAGCACUUAAAGACCUGUACUGCCAUAAAUCUGAGUAGCUUCAAAAUAACCCAUCCUAGCCCAACUGUCACUCCCUAUUCAGCGGGCAUCAGACUGCCCACUGACCUGUACAGAGACUCUGCCAAGCAUUGGCCUACGGGCAUGACCCAUGACAUCUGAAGCAAGAGGAUGUGAGAGAGAAGACAGAAUGAAAAUGGAUUGAUGAACGGGAGAUCAGUGAUGGACAGUGCUUUGUGGGAAUUGUAGUAAACAUGACCACUUUGGCCCAUACGUCCCCCAAUCUCCCAUCCACCAAUCCAUUUUCACCCUGUCUUCUCUCUCACAUCCUCUUGCUUCCACUCCUUCUUCUCCCGCUCACUUGUUAUCCACCUUUUCAUCUUUCUUUGCCUCUCCCAACUUCUCUCAAUAUUAUCCCACCGCGGAACUGAAAGGAUGAGGAUUCAUUCGUCAGUUGUGGUUCCAGGGAUAACGUGGUGAAACAUAACACUAACUCUUUUACACUAUUCAACCUUCUUGUUUGGGGUUUGAAUACUGGGAAGAGAAGUCACAGACUUCUGACAUAGUCAUUUGUUAUUAACCCAAAGCCUCGUAUGUCUUCACUAACAAUGGUUAGCCAAUCAAACCAUAGGGUUAGUGUCUGAAUGUCCAAUCAGCUCAAGAGGAAGUCAAGACAAGGAAGUCAAGGUAGCCUCCAGAACCCUGGCAUUGGAGUCAGUUAAGACAUUGUAGAUUUCCCUGGGCCCGGUUUCCCAAAAGCAUCUUAAGGCUAAGUUCAUCGUAGGAACCUUUGUAGGAGCCUCGUUAAAUCUCGUUAUUAACAUUGCACUUGAAAGCGCUUGUAAUCUAACGCAUGCUUCAGACCACUCGUAGAACAGCAGUGCGUCGUUAGAUCUGUCCUUUAUGUACAGAAGAUCUCCGCUAAACAUCACAUGGUUUAUCCGUCUCUCUGUGUCCGAUGAUAACCUCAGAACAAUGUUGACUACAAAUGCAAAGGUGCCAAUGUCUUUGUAAUUGAUACAAACAAGCAACGUAUAAAAAUAUGCUUCAAAUGAAAACAGAGAUGACUGCAUUCAAAUAUAAACAGUAGGAUGUAGGCCUAUUUCAGUCCUAUUGAAAUACAUACCAUCAAUCAAUUGAGUUCUAUUUUGCUACUUGUAGGCUACUGUUUGUAAUUUGUCUCAAUAUAUUUCAUGAUGUGUAGCCUAACGUGCUUAAUGAUGUGCCAAAUCUUUGAUUUAGUGGGUAAGCAUUAGACUAAGGCGCCUCAAUAUUUGCGGUAAUAUAUAUUAUUAUUAUAUAUAUAUUUGCGGUGGUAAUAUCUGUAGCCGCGGGAAGUAAGGGUGCUGAGGGUGCUGCAUCACCCCCUGAUAAAUCACAAUAAACCAAAUUGGUGCACUAGACCUUUAUUACCCCUGUAUGAGCAGAGAAAAAUACUCAUCUGCAGAGCGGGGAAAAGCCCCCCAACUCGCCCGUCGACAAAAAAAUUCAGCGCCCCCACCCCAAAACAACUUCCUGCGGCCAUGGUAAUAUCACUCUAGGAGCUGAUCUGUCGUCAGUAUUGUGAAAUAAUUAUAAUGUUGAGGAAAGUUCCCUUUCUUUCAAUCCUAUCAGUAUCAACACAUGAUCAAACGACGUUCUUAGCGAGUGUUCUCUCUGUGUGGUGUUUUGGGAAACUCAUGUUACAUCUUUGGGAAAGAUACAUUGUUAAAACACGCCUAAAUUCCAUCGCUAUCAGGAAACCGGGCCCUGCUCAGUAGAUCAUAUGAGAUCAGAUUAUGUUAUUUUCUAGAUCUCAGUGCUUAGGUUAAACAUCCAUAAUCAGUAUAACUCAUCAACUCGGAUUCAUCUUCCAUUUCAAGUGUCUUGGGUAUUUUCUGUAUUUCGUUACAUUUUGAUAUCUGAGAUUUGAGCUACUUUUGUUACGCUCUAAAGAUUUGGACUGUUGCUAGGUGGUGGUGGAAUAUGGAUCCCAUAUAACUACUGAAGAAAACAGAUUCAUGUCUGAAUACUGGAAAAAGUUGUCAGUACACACUACAUAUGGUUAAUGGGUUAAUGGCAAUUAUCUGAGAUUAAAUUCACCCCAGUAAAUCUUGUUGGAAUAGAUACAUUUGUAAUCUCCGGCAUACACAUAUUUAUGGUGAGUGUACUACUGUACAUACAUUCAGUACAUACAUUACCGUUCAAACGUUUGGGGUCACUUAGAAAUGUCCUUGUUUAAAAAAAUAUAUAAUAAUAAAGGCACGUUUUCUGGGGCCAUGAAAAGAACAUCAAAUUGAUCAGAAACACAGUGUAGGCAUUGUUAAUGUUGUAAAUUACUAUUGUAGCUGGAAACGGCUGAUUUUUUAAUGAAUUUUCUACAUAGGUGUACAGAGGCCAAUUGAUAAGGCUAAUUGAUCAUUCUAGACAAGAGUUCCUCUGUCCAGUGUCUGUGUUCUUUUGCCCAUCUUAAUCUUUUAUUUUUAUUGGCCAGUCUGAGAUAUGGCUUUUUCUUUGCAACUCUGCCUUGGCCAGCAUCCCGGAGUCGCCUCUUCACUGUUGACAUUGAGACUGGUGUUUUGCGGGUACUAUUUAAUGAAGCUGCCAGUUGAGGACUUGUGAGGCGUCUGUUUCUCAAACUCUAUGCUCUAAUGUACUUGUCCUCUUGCUCAGUUGUGCACCGGGGCCUCCCACUCCUUUUCCCAUUCUGGUUAGAGCCAGUUUAACGUUGUACGAGAUCUUCAGUUUCUUGGCAAUUUCUCGCAUGGAAUAGCCUUUAUUUCUCAGAACAAGAAUAAACUGACGAGUUUCAGAAGAAAGUUAUUUGAUUCUGGCCAUUUUGAGCCUGUAAUCAAACCCACAAAUGCUGAUGCUCCAGAUACUCGACUAGUCUAAAGGCCAGUUUGAUUGCUUCUUUGAUCAGGACACCAGUUUUCAGCUGUGCUAACAUAAUUGCAAAAGGGUUUUCUAAUGAUCAAUUAGCCUUUUAAAAUGAUAAACUUGGAUUAGCUAACACAACGUGCCAUUGGAACCCAGGAGUGAUGGUUGCUGAUAAUGGGCCUCUGUACGCCUAUGUAGAUAUUCCAUAAAAAAUCUGCCGUUUCCAGCUACAAUAGUCAUUUACAAGAUUAACAAUGUCUACACUGUAUUUCUGAUCAAUUUGAUGUUAUUUUAAUGGGCAAAACAUUUGCUUUUCUUUCAAAAACAAGGACAUUUCUAAGUGACCUCAAACUUUUGAACGGUAGUGUAUACGAUUACAUUAACAUUUCGUUAGUAGGUUUAUGUAGAACUUGGGAUCAAUCUUCCAACAUCACAGGCAUAGAUACUUUAUAUUCUGUUUAUGAUAGGAUAAAGUAGUACCAUAUUGUAUUACAUAUUGAUUAUUUUUCUUUUGAUAUAAUUACUGUACAUGGAGCCUACAGCAUGUGUAGAUUUUACUAUGAUAUUUCUAUUGAUUUGAUAAGAAAAUUGUUAUGCAUAAUAUGAAACCAAUAUAGAUUAACGUAUUUGUAUCAUAUACUGCAGCACAUAAAAAAAUAAAAAAAUAUAUAAUGUGUAUUCCUUUAGCUUACCAGGCCUAUUACAAUGUCGGCAGCUAUUUAAGAAAAAGGCCUUUUUUAAACUCACCAUGCUUUGUGGUGCUCUGCUCAUCUUCUUUUGAGACAGGCGAGUGAACAGCCUGUUGGAAGCUAUUACGACCCAUAAGACAUAUUAGUUCAAUUAGUCCUCUGGGUUUCAUUAAGCUGUAAAUGGCUAAGAAAUACAUUUGAUUCUGCCAGCCACACCACUCAUCUGUACAGAGGACUGAGAGCCCUAAGUGGUUGUAAAAGCCUCUUGCGAAUGUUGUAACAUGCUUACUAUAAAUGCAUUUCAUCACAGAGCACCCCUCCCCCCCCGCCCGCCUAGAUUAGGAAGCAACACCAUCAUGCAACGAAAGCUUCUUUUCUUUCUGUUAGAUAUUAUGUCAUAUGUAAUGUCACGGUACAGUAAAUGCAUUUCUUCCUACAUUUUUUGCCUUUGUUUGUACUUUAUAAAUAAUAAUUAAUUUUAGACACUAGAAUAUUCCUGAAUUGAAUGUGAAAUAAAUACAUGGUUCAGCCAACUCCAAACCUGUAAAAUCUUUAAAAAAACAAACAUUAUUUGUGGAAAUAAUCAGCACCAAAAUCCUAGUUUUGUAUUCAGGAGGACGCAUCAGGAAUCUAAAUAUAUUGAUCCUGGGUGAACCAUGAAAAACAAAUCAACACAUUGGAAUUGGAAUGUAUCUUCAGUGUGAAUACCCAGAUUCAUCUGUAUCUUCAGUGUGAAUACCCAGAUUCAUCUGUAUCUUCAGUGUGAAUACCCAGAUUCAUCUGUAUCUUCAGUGUGAAUACCCAGAUUCAUCUGUAUCUUCAGUGUGAAUACCCAGAUUCAUCUGUAUCUUCAGUGUGAAUACCCAGAUUCAUCUGUAUCUUCAGUGUGAAUACCCAGAUUCAUCUGUAUCUUCAGUGUGAAUACCCAGAUUCAUCUGUAUCUUCAGUGUGAAUACCCAGAUUCAUCUGUAUCUUCAGUGUGAAUACCCAGAUUCAUCUCAUGCACAUGAAACAUAUAACAAAGCAUAACUUCUGGAGUUUUCUGUUAGGAUGGGGGUAGUUUGUUAAUGGUUAUCAUUUUUACUGUGUUUGUACAUUGAGAUUCAGUCAAUCCAGUGUCACUCUGCUUGCUUUAUUUUUCUACAUUAAAAGACUGUUUAUAAUGUACAGCAUUCAUCAUAUUAUGUGAAUGGUAUUGUAAAAAGAAAAGUGGGUUGGGUUCGUGUGAAAUGGUCACAGAAAGUAAUGUUUCUGAUUAUCAUUGUGCAAGGGUAGCACUGUAAUUUUGUUCUUCUGUUGCUUGCAAAAGGCAAAGCCAUCUAUUGAGUCGUAUGAAUCAUUACCUUGUCCUGGCCCUACUCUUUCAGUUUUUACAGACGCUUUGACAAGUCAUUUGUGCGGCUGAAUCCAAGCAUGACAAAUUGCAGAGGUAAUCUCUUAGCAGAGCUUUUUCAGGGUAGAUUAUGGAUUCAUGCUGAAGGGAUGCAAUUUGACACAGCACACCUUGAGUUUCAGCUUUGCCGGCUCUGUAAAACUAAUUAUUUUAUGACAGGAGCAGAACUGAGCAGAGCAGGUCAAUGGUGCUUACAAAACAGUAGGUGAGGUUUGCUUGAACAGAAGAAGAAUUCAUCUGGAAUUAAUCUUGACAAAAUACCAGUGAAGAUACCAAGAGGUAAACUUGCCUAUAGGCGUUUGUAUUUAGCAUUUAAUUCAAUUUAAGUAGCCGAAUGAACAAAAAAAAUAUCAAUAGCCUACAGUGGUUUGGUUUCUGUACCAUUUUGAGGUACACAACCUGGCUUUACUUCCUGCAUGAACAGCCUAUCAUAGUGGAACUUUGAACAAUAACCUUUUUCUAAACUUUUGUGCCCUGUUUGAAUAUUGCCAAUUUUACAAAUUGUAAUCUUUAAAUACCAUUUAUUGUACAUAAUGUAAUCCUGUUAAGGGAGGUUUUAUUGUGUUCCAGUUGUGUAUCUGUCCAUUGUAUAUACUGUCUGUGAACAGCAUUAAACUAAAGCGCCUAACGAUCCACACUUUAGACAGAUACAAAUUCGUGGGGAAUAGGGGUGCUGUCCUCUGAUCAAUAAAGAAAUAAACAAUUAAUGCACUAGGCCUUUAUUACUCCUGUAGAAGUGGAGCGAAGCAAAGUACUUGUCAGCAGACAAAAAAUCUAGGAAAAAUGUCAGCACCCCCACCCCGAAACAUCUUUCCACAGCCAUGGACAGAUAGACAUUUUGAAAGCGCUAUGUGACACAUUGUACCACUCUUUUGUAAACAUUUAUGCCACAAUAAAUUGCAUUCAAAGUG
This is a messenger RNA of Oncorhynchus kisutch (coho salmon), 6970 nucleotides long. RefSeq names its product cyclic AMP-responsive element-binding protein 1. The transcript has 8 exons. The record is from RefSeq and is a predicted model, not a curated record. Gene Ontology annotation, biological process: regulation of transcription by RNA polymerase II. Gene Ontology annotation, cellular component: nucleus; ATF4-CREB1 transcription factor complex. Gene Ontology annotation, molecular function: protein binding; DNA-binding transcription factor activity, RNA polymerase II-specific; cAMP response element binding. Lineage: Eukaryota; Metazoa; Chordata; Actinopteri; Salmoniformes; Salmonidae. The coding region runs from base 149 to 1159 and encodes 336 amino acids.